CUAUCUCAUCAUCUCAACCUUUUGCUAUUAUAUAAAUGUAGUCAGGGUGGAGGGUUAUCUCAAGCUCCUUGAGUGCCAAAGAGCUUCAAUCCAAGAAUGGCAAUCAUCACUGAUCAUCACACCUUGGCUUUUGCUUUUGGUCUUCUAGGUAAUAUUGUGGCAUUCAUGGUGUAUCUGGCCCCAUUGCCAACCUUUUAUCGCGUCUAUAAGGAGAAAUCAACAGGAGGCUUUCAGUCAAUACCUUACCUGGUAGCACUUUUUAGUGCAAUGUUAUGGUUGUAUUAUGCCUUCCUCAAGCCUAAUGGGUUUAUGCUCAUCACCAUCAACAGCAUAGGAUGUGCAACAGAAACCAUUUACAUAAUAAUGUACCUAAUAUAUGCACCUAGAAAGGCAAAGAUCUCCACUAUGAAGCUGCUCCUAUUGUUAAACAUGGUAGUGUUUGGAUUGAUCCUAACUUUCACAAUCAUAUUUGCUCAUGGAUCCCUAAGGAUUGCCAUCGUCGGUUGGAUCUGUGCUGGAUUCAAUGUCUGCGUUUUUGCUGCUCCUCUUAGUAUCAUUAGGCUAGUGAUAAGAACAAAGAGCGUUGAAUAUAUGCCAUUCACAUUAGCCUUCUUUCUCACACUCUGUGCAGUCAUGUGGUUCUUCUAUGGACUAUUAGUGAAAGAUUUCUUCAUAGCUUUACCAAACGUUCUGGGAUUCACAUUUGGAAUUGCUCAAAUGAUCCUUUACAUGAUCUACAAGGACGCGAAGAAAGGCGAUGUAACGAAGAUUAAGGCAGAGGAAUUGGAUCCCAAGACUUACCCAAGUGAGGAUCAAGUUACACCAAUGGAGAUUGACACAGGCCCAGGCAUUCAAGAAAAAUACUUUCAGCCAAGUGACUUAAUUGUGUGAGAGAGAGAGAGAGAGAACUGAUUUUUGAGGUGCUUGACAUAUGGAGUUGUGAUGGAGGGUAUCAGGGGAGAGUAAUAUUCUGUUACUGUUAUACCAUUACUCCUCAGACUCUGUACAGCUUCUUCUUCACCAUUACUUGUUCUUUCCUGCAAUAACUGUUUGUACAUUUCAUAUAUGGAAGAGAACAGCUAUAUAUCUAUAUAUAUAGUUUUGGGCCAUGGUUUUAGCUUCAAAGAAUAAAAUUUUAUUUAUGGAA
This is a messenger RNA of Macadamia integrifolia, 1147 nucleotides long. RefSeq names its product bidirectional sugar transporter SWEET14-like. The record is from RefSeq and is a predicted model, not a curated record. Gene Ontology annotation, molecular function: sugar transmembrane transporter activity. Gene Ontology annotation, cellular component: membrane. Bases 97 to 891 code for a protein of 264 amino acids. Gene Ontology annotation, biological process: carbohydrate transport. NCBI's taxonomy places the organism in Eukaryota, Viridiplantae, Streptophyta, Magnoliopsida, Proteales, Proteaceae. The transcript is spliced from 6 exons.